AUAUAUUUAAAAAAAUAUUAGCUAAGCUAACUGGAAAUAUUCUAUAUUACUUCUUGUGAUACUAACUUAUAUCACACUUCAGAUUUUGAUGACCGCUAAAACCAGAUUUGACAACAAUUGUGGAAAUAAACAUAUGAACAUCGGAAAUAAUAUAAAAUGGCACAGCGACUGAGUAAAAGUAUCCACAAAUUUGACAACUUUUACCGUAGCAACACAGCUCCACCACAAAAAAACUAGUCAACAUGAAAGCCGCCAUCAUCUUCGCCUGCCUUUUGGCUGUUGCCUUCGCUCGCCCAGAGGUCUCCAUCGUUCGUCAGGAUUCUGAUGUUCUGCCAGAAAGCUACAAUUUCGAAGUUGAAACAAGUGAUGGAACCCAACACGCUUCAUCCGGUGUCUUGCAAAAUGUUGGUUCAGAUCACGAAUCCAUCGCCGUAAAAGGUUCCUACUCGUGGGUAGAUGAGAAGACUGGUGAGAAAUUCACCCUUACCUAUAUUGCUGAUGAGAACGGUUUCCAACCACAAGGUGCUCAUUUGCCAGUUGCUCCAGUUGUCUAAAUUUGUGAUCAAAGGAAAUUGGGGUUUUGUUAAUGUUUUUUAAUUGAAAAUAAAUUAAUUGCAAUAUUUGAAA
Bactrocera oleae (olive fruit fly) is the source of this 627-nucleotide messenger RNA. RefSeq names its product larval cuticle protein 65Ab1. Gene Ontology annotation, molecular function: structural constituent of chitin-based larval cuticle. Lineage: Eukaryota; Metazoa; Arthropoda; Insecta; Diptera; Tephritidae. Gene Ontology annotation, cellular component: chitin-based extracellular matrix. The record is from RefSeq and is a predicted model, not a curated record.